AUGAGAGACAUUGGCCAAGCCAACGAAACUAUCGACGGCCAGGUGGUCACAGCCUCGCGCCUUCUCAAGGAGUACCUCUUCAGCCUGCCCAUGAUUCAGCGUCCAUACGACUGGCCAGAGGACGAAGCGUUGGGGCUCUUGGAUGAGUUGCUGGAGAGUGUGGGCCCAAGCACAGGUCGGCAAGUCAGCGAGCUGGAGCAGUACAUGUUGGGCAUGAUAACCCUGUCAGAAUCCACAGGGAGCAGUGGCAUCAAGUUCAAUUGUAAGCUCAUCAUCGACGGGCAGCAACGCAUUAUCACGCUGGCACUGAUACUGGCCGCCGCGCGGGAGCAGCUGGAGUCCGCCGCCGAUGCCGGCAACAAGGCAGCCGGCAAGGUGGCAGCCAGCCUGGUGGAGCGGCUGUACGAGGAGGGAGAUGAGGCCGAAGACCUGGCUGACCAGCCUCGCAUUGUGCUCAAGUCCAAGGCUGACACCGAGUUUCUGACCAACCUGUUGACAGACCCGGGCUUUGUGCAGCAGCCGGGCACCAAAGUGCCGCUGGAGGGCAGCUCCCAGCCCAAGCUGUGGGCCAACAUGCAGGCAGAGGCAUCCAACCUGCCCAUCGUGGCUCUGCGGUGGCCCCCGUCCGCACAGGAGGCAUUUGGCAACAAGUGGGAGGAGCAGGAGAAGGCUCUCGGCAGGGAGGAGGGGCUGUCGGAUGUGGCCAGGCAGCUGGCGCUCAUCUUCUUGGGAAGGUUUCCAACUACCCACUCGGAGUUUGAUGAUUUGGACGCUCUCUUCAAGGCGUUUGCGGCAGAGCUGACGCCUGUGGCAGCUGCCACUGCUGGCGAAGUGUUCUUUGAGGACGCGUACAGCGAGCUUCAGGACGCCGACCUCCGCAGCUCGCACAGUGGGUCGCAGCAGGCCUGCCGGGAUGCCAAUUACCUGCUGGGCGUGCUGGGGCGAUGGAAGAAGCAGAGCGAGUGGCGGGCGCCGGUACUGGUGAUGCUGGUACUUUUUUCAAAGCGGAGGCUGUCGGACGAAGCCCUGCUGGCCUGCCUGGCAGACGUGGAGCGGCUGCUGGUGUGCGCUGUGCUGUGCAAGUGGACGCCCAGGAAGCGGAAGGAACGGUGGCUGCAGGUGCUGGAAGAUCUGGGCUGCGGCAGAGGCACCACCUACCACCUGCUCCAGCAGCGUGCAGCCCCAGCGGCCCUCCCUCCCUCGCUGGAGCUUGCGGCCGAGGAGCUGGCGGCUGCGCGGGCUGCGCUUGCUGGACCUGUGUACGACACAUACGCCAAAGAUGUCCCCCGCCUGCUGCUCAUGCGGCUCAACGAGUUCCUGCUGAGAGGGGCGGAUGCCUCCUACGUCACCUAUGAUGACAAGGCGCGGACGCAGCUGACGCUGGAGCAUGUGCUCCCGCAGAAGAUGGCAGAGGGCAGCGGCUGGGCGGCGGCGUUCCCACCGGAGCAGCACGCUCACUGGGUGCAUCGCCUGGGGAACCUGGUGCUGCUAGCCAGCAGAAAGAACGCGGCCGCAGGCAUGCUUCCCUUUCAAGAUAAGAAGAAGAAGUACUUCUUCAGCGGCGGCGCCAAUGUAGGAGUGGACCCUGAAGUGCUGCAACAGCGGCAGGAGUAUGUGCUGUCGCUGGCGCUGCGUUGCUGGCAGCUGCAUGAGAGGGCUCCCUGCUGA
Messenger RNA from Chlorella variabilis, 1668 nucleotides. RefSeq lists its product as hypothetical. The transcript has 11 exons. The coding region runs from base 1 to 1668 and encodes 555 amino acids. The record is from RefSeq and is a predicted model, not a curated record. Lineage: Eukaryota; Viridiplantae; Chlorophyta; Trebouxiophyceae; Chlorellales; Chlorellaceae.